Messenger RNA from Stylophora pistillata, 891 nucleotides. RefSeq lists its product as uncharacterized. The record is from RefSeq and is a predicted model, not a curated record. Lineage: Eukaryota; Metazoa; Cnidaria; Anthozoa; Scleractinia; Pocilloporidae.
GGCAUACCAUGAGUUGAGGAUGGUUUUACCAGAUGAGGAAAGAAAUAUCCUUCUGCCAAUCAGUGUUCUGAAACAGGAGAGAAACAUGCAAAAUGGGAUCAUUGCCUUGCAUUCAAUUUCAGAGGCUAAGAAAGGAGAUGGAGUAAGACGUGAUAUAAAGGCAAUUUUGAGUCAGCUGCUGUCCAUCCAAAGUAUAAAGAACACUGUACAAGCUAAUGGCAACGAACUCCGCCUGCACUUUGCUGCUGAUGGAAGACGCACCAGCAAUAAAAUUGGCACUGUCAUGGCUGUGUUCAAUAUUCUCGAUGAACAAGAACAUGACUGUGACCACCAGUACCACAUCGCUCUGUAUAAUGGAAAGGAGGAUUAUUUAGAAGUAAAAACUUGUCUUGGGCCUGUGUUUGCAGAAGUUGAUGACCUUCAACAAAAUGGUAUCGAGGUGGACGGAAUACACUACAAAGUAAUAUGGUACUGCUGCUCAGACUGGAAAUUUCUCGCCAUGGCCUAUGGACUAAAUGCUGCCACUGGAAAAUAUUUUUGCCUAUGGUGCCACAGCACAAAAGCAAAAAUUUGUGAUUUCUCAAUACAAGACUGGCCAAUUGAGAGGAAUCUUCAACAAUGUAUGAAGAACAGUACAGAAAAAACCACUGAUGGAAGGAAAGGCUCAAUUCAUGAGCCAUUAAUCUCAAUUCCAUUCACACAAGUUAUUGUCGACACUCUUCAUCUUUUUCUUAGGAUCAUGGGGCUUCUCUUCCACCAAGAUGUGACUCCAUACAUACAUGCUCUAGUCUAUCAUGUCCCUCAGUUCCUCGAGAAAUGCGGAGGGCUUUCUAUUUUCAAUUGUCAGCCAGUUGAAAAGAAAAACCACCAACAAUCAAGAAUGUUCCACCA